Messenger RNA from Cannabis sativa, 1028 nucleotides. RefSeq lists its product as uncharacterized. Gene Ontology annotation, molecular function: zinc ion binding; nucleic acid binding. Bases 325 to 807 code for a protein of 160 amino acids. The transcript is spliced from 3 exons. The record is from RefSeq and is a predicted model, not a curated record. Lineage: Eukaryota; Viridiplantae; Streptophyta; Magnoliopsida; Rosales; Cannabaceae.
GCUUCAGGAAAAUUACACUUUCUGAAUCAGAAAAACCUAAGCCUCCUCUCUCUCUUCUAUAGCCGCCACUCUCUCUCUCUCUUCUUCCUUAGAAUUUCGAAAUUACCUUAGUGAUUAGAGUAGUGCCCACACACAUCAAGCAAUACCUCAAUCAUAGUGAGGAAGAUCGUGAAGAAAGAUCAUCAGCAAAGGAGAUUCAGCAUCAAGGAUUCAGAGAAAGAGAUCCAGGUUCAGAUCUUGAUAAUACUCUGCUACAGAAAGGAUUCAAGGGUUAGAGAUCUGAACGGAAGGAGUCAUUUAAUUCCGCUGCACCCAAUUGUCAUUAUGAAUAACCCUCACCCCGAUCCUCUACUAGUUACUAUCUUAGCAAAAGAACUCUAUAGUGUGAAAAUGCAUCUUGGUAGUUGCAUUAACUUGCACAUGUUGAUGAUGAAUCUGAAGUUCCAAAAGGCAAAUCUACUAGGAAUUGAUUUAUCAAGAGAACAAUGGGUCCAACUUAUCCUUAAUAGUCUUCCUCCGGAGUAUAAUGAAUUUGUUAUCUCUUACAUGAUCAACAAUUCUAACUCCUCCGACAUGGACAAGCUCGAAGCAGAAUUACGAGCCCAUGAACGGAACUUGAUUGCAAUGGGUCCCCCUGGGUUUGCAAUCAAUAUUCGAAGGAAAAGGACUAGGUAUGAAGGAUCUAGCAAAACUGCUUCUUCAAGUACAAUUAUCAGACAUAAUCUUCUAUGUUCGAAUUGUAAUGGAAAGGGUCAUCAUGAAGAACGAUGUCCCAGGCUUCUAAACAAUUCAAACGAAGUUGCUUGAAACUUGGGAAAAUCUGCUUCCAGGAGAGUUACAGCUUAAAGUUGGCAAUGGCGAAUUAGUAUCGGUCAAAGCUAGAGGAAAAGCCCGCAUCAAGUUUCAACAAAGAUUUUUAAUUUUAGAAAAUGUUUUAUUUAUUCCAAACUUUAGUAAAAACUUGAUUAGUGUCUCAUGUUUGCAAACACAAUCUUAUAUAUUGAAUUUUUCGAGUACAAAUUGUUCAA